UGUUCAUGACCCACUUUAUAGUGAUGUGGAAUUGUUGUUGGAGCUUAGCAAUAUGGGCAGGUCUGUGUGUAUGCUGUGAUGAGCCCUUGAGUUCUUUUCUCCCCUCUGGCCAGCUGCCCCAGACAAGCAGGGGCUCUGGUGACAGCAGUGGCCUCCAGAAACAGAGAUACAGCAGACCUGCCAUGGCCAGCGCAGCAGACGGCAUUGGGGGAUUGGGAACAGAGCAGAGCCACCUCAGUGUGCCCGUGGCGGACCCUGGCGCUUGGGCCACAGCCAUGAACAACUUGGGCAUCAUGCCCAUGGGCCUAACCGGGCAGCAGCUGGUGUCAGACUCCAUAUGCAUCCAAGGUUUUGACCCCAGCCUGGGAAUUAUCACCCCCAUUAACCCCAUGAUGGCAGGAAUCAGUCUGGUGCCUCCCCCACCUGUGCAGCCUGAGCUACCUGUCAUCAAGGAAAUUAUCCAUUGCAAGAGCUGCACGCUCUUCCCUCAAAACCCCAAUCUCCCACCCCCAUCCACAAGAGAGCGGCCUCCAGGCUGUAAAACAGUUUUCGUUGGUGGACUUCCUGAGAAUGCCAGCGAGGAGAUUAUCCGAGAGGUGUUUGACCAAUGUGGGGAAAUCGUUGCCAUCCGCAAAAGCAAGAAAAACUUCUGCCACAUCCGCUUCAGUGAGGAGUUUAUGGUGGACAAGGCCCUUUAUCUGUCUGGCUACCGGAUGCGCAUCGGCUCCAGCACGGACAAGAAGGAUUCAGGCCGCAUACAUGUGGACUUUGCUCAGGCGAGGGAUGACUUGUACGAGUGGGAGUGCAAACAGAGGUUACUGGCGCGAGAAGAACGUCAUCGGCGUAAAAUCCAGGAGGAUCGUCUGAGACCCCCCUCUCCCCCUCCCGUCAUGCACUAUUCUGAGCACGAGGCGGGCCUGUUGGCUGAAAGACUGAAAGAUGACAACAAGUUCAGCGAGGCAAUAGCUGUGCUGUUCACGUGGAUAGAAAGGGGUGAAGUGAACCGGCGCACCGCCAACCACUUCUACUCCAUGAUCCAAUCGGCCAACAGCCACGUGCGGCGCCUCAUGAACGAGAAGGCCCAGCAUGAAGAGGAGAUGGAACUGGCCAAAGAGCAUUUCAAGAACUCGCUGCUCGCCAUCCUCACACAAUUUGAGCAGAUUACGGCCGUAUUCAGCGCUGCCACCAGACAAAAGGCAUGGGACCAUUUCUCAAAAGCACAGCGCAAGAACAUAGACAUUUGGCGAAAGCAGUGCGAGGAGCUGAGGAAUGCCCACAGUGAGGAGAUAAUGGGAAUCAGGAGGGAAGAAGAAAUGGAGAUGUCAGAUGAGGAAUUGGAAGAAAACCCCUGUAAGAAGAUCCGAAUGGACGACUCAGCUUUGGCUGCGCAGUCAUGCGCCCUGCGAGAGGAAAAUGACAGUCUGCGCUGGCAGCUGGACGCCUACAGGAAUGAGGUGGAGCUGCUGAAGAAAGAGCAGGGCAAAGCCCACCGCUCUGAGGAAGACCACACCCAUGAACAACAGCUCCAUUUCCUCCAGCAGACCAUGCACAGCAUGCAGCAGCAACUCUUGCGGCUCCAGGAGGAACUGAAGAGUAAAGAGCUGGAGCUGGAGCAGGCCCGAGAUGAGCAGCGCUACCUGGAGGGAGAGGUCUUCAGCCUCAGAGAGAAGCUUCUGAACAGUUCAGACUCAGUGGAGGGGACAAACCACACCGCUGAAGCCCCUGAAAAGGGUUUGAAUGGCACUGCAGCGCUUUAUCACCAUCGGGAGAAGAACAAUGAGGCGGUCAUGCGAGGUCCUCUGAGAUCAGAGAAAGAAGCUCUGUUGCUGGGAGUCAUAUCAACCUUCCUCCAUGUCCACCCUUUUGGAGCCAACAUUGAGUAUCUGUGGUCUUACAUCCAGAGGCUCGAUGCAAAGAUCUCAGCCAAUGAGCUGGAGAGGCUCAUGGUGCGGCUGCCCAACAUGUUCAAGCAAGAGUUCAGCGGCGUGGGUGCCACACUGGAGAAACGCUGGAAGUUCUGCGGCUUUGAGGCUCUCAACUCAGCAUGACGAACAGAGCCACAGGCACUGAGGCUGCCGGACCUGCGGGCACUGAGCCUCGGUGACACAUCCAGACACAGCGAGACUGGCCAGAGCCUUAGAAGAACUCAGUAGAGGGUUCUCGCUCCCUGCUGGAUCCGUUUGAGCUGUCACGCCUGCUGCUCUGCUUUACAGACACUGAUGAUGGCAAAGGAAAGAGCGAGGCACUACAUGCAGCACAGAAUCAGGACAGAUGUAUUUACUUGAAGAAGCUCUUUUCAGACUUUGAGCCCUGUUGCAUAACUUUUCCUGUCAACGGCGGAGUCCCUGAAGACUCUGGAAGAUAUCUAGGAAUACAGCACUGCUCAAUUAUAAAUAUGGAAUGUGGAAUAUGGUAAUCUACACUGACACACAGGCGUGUGAUAGUGGCCCCUGUGCACCCAUCAGAAACCAGUGUGUGGGGACGUUCACUGUACUGGACUUUUCUUUAAAACUUGAGCCUCAGUUUCUCCAAAGUAUCGUAGGCUUAAGGUCACUGUUACAGAGAGUGUUCAAAGUGAUACUUUUUCUACAGUCUAUCAGUGCGCGUCUUCGUAAUGGUCUUUUAGGGACCUCAGCCCCGGCCAGUGCUCCUUCAUGGCUAAUGUGCAGCAGCCAAUACUGACCUGUGAAGAGAUUCCUUUCACCACUGUGUGAGAGGGGACUUUUUUCUUUUAUCGUUGUGUAGACAAUGUAUGUAACGUGCAUUCUCUUUGUGUCAUAAUGCACCGUUGUAAUCUUCUCAUGUAAAUUAUGACUUUAUAAAAAUCUAUUAAAAGCUUUUUAUCUGA
Molecule: messenger RNA, 2848 nt
Organism: Colossoma macropomum (tambaqui)
Lineage: Eukaryota; Metazoa; Chordata; Actinopteri; Characiformes; Serrasalmidae
Gene: enox1
Product: ecto-NOX disulfide-thiol exchanger 1
Exons: 15
Coding region: 6-2048 (680 amino acids)
Biological process (GO): ultradian rhythm
Cellular component (GO): external side of plasma membrane; plasma membrane
Molecular function (GO): protein-disulfide reductase activity; RNA binding
Source: RefSeq, a predicted model, not a curated record